AUGUCAGAGCCAAGCAGCAACGGCUACUACAACUUCUUGAAGGUGCCGGCGGAGGCGGUUCCGGUCGGGACCAUGGUGGGGCUGCCGCCUGCGGCGGAAGCCGCACCUUCUCGGAUGUUCCCCUGCGCCUACUGCUCCCGGCGGUUCCACACAUCGCAGGCCCUCGGCGGUCACCAGAACGCUCACAGGAAGGAGCGGGCGGCCGCGGGCCGCAAGCCUGCCGCCUCAUACUACAUGGCCAACCUCACACCGCGCACCUCUCACGUGCCCGUCUUCCUCGAACCGGCCGUGCCGAGCCAUGGCGGGGGACUGCCGUACUUCGGCGGCUUAUUGCCACAACGUCCCGUCUCAGUGCCGCCGCCCUCCUACCCAGCGGCCGAGGACUCGGCUACCGCCGCCACCACCACCGCCGACCUCGACCUCUCUCUCCAUCUGUAG
Messenger RNA from Musa acuminata AAA Group (dessert banana), 438 nucleotides. RefSeq names its product zinc finger protein KNUCKLES-like. Gene Ontology annotation, molecular function: DNA-binding transcription factor activity. Bases 1 to 438 code for a protein of 145 amino acids. NCBI's taxonomy places the organism in Eukaryota, Viridiplantae, Streptophyta, Magnoliopsida, Zingiberales, Musaceae. The transcript has a single exon. The record is from RefSeq and is a predicted model, not a curated record.